UCGAUGGAGGGAGCCAUCGGAGAUGCUUACACAAUAUACUUCGGCGCCCCCCUCCAAACCCAGGUAUAACCUAAACUUGGACCAAGAUUCACUAGGGGGGAGGGCACCAGAAAAAAAAGUAGAAGUAGAGUUGAUUCCUCCCUCAGCCUUCUUCUUCCCUACCAUCUUCAUACUAACCUCGCUCGGCUGGACCGGCGACACUCUUCGUUUCUGGUCUUCUUCGUCUCUUCUGUGUUAUGCGGUUCCUCACAUCGCUGCUUCCCCUCAUCACCCUCGCUUUGCGUGUCGCUGCGACUGGUCCUAGUCCUGGCAGCAAUUCCAUCCCUCUCACUAACAUCAAUCAUCAGUACCCUGCGCCUGUACACCUCUAUUUAAAUGAAAAUGGAAUCUAUUUUCCAGAUGAAGAAGCAGCCAACCCCGAUGCACACCGACAACGAUCACCAUGUCGUAACUGCCUGGAAAAGGCAAAAGACAUCAUAGCAGCCAAGAUAAAGGCACCAGUGAAUAGCUUGAAAGUGGUGGUGGGCAGCUCGCUCGGAGUAAUCACCGAACAUCCAGUUGCAUCUCUGUUCAUUUUUGUUGGCUGUCUUGCUCUGGGAAGUUCUGCUCUCGCGAUCUAUUGCACCGUCGAGUAUGAGAAAUUUGAAUGGUGUCACCAAUAUCUCAGGGCUCCGGAGGGCAUCCAAAGAGGGAUCUUGCGAGAACAUUAUAUCGUCGUCGACUCGAGGGUUUGGAUGACGAGGACAAGAAUGAAUGAGGGUCUCGCGGAGGGGAUUGGUUGCAAGUGGUGUAGAACCGCUGAAAAAGAUGUGGUGUGUUAACAGCGGUCAAAGCGGACGAAGUGGAGCGGGAGAAAUAUCACGUCAAAAACUGGCGAGGUUCUUUGAGCCAGCAUUCAAUAUUUGUUCAC
Molecule: messenger RNA, 910 nt
Organism: Lentinula edodes (shiitake mushroom)
Lineage: Eukaryota; Fungi; Basidiomycota; Agaricomycetes; Agaricales; Omphalotaceae
Exons: 2
Coding region: 237-821 (194 amino acids)
Source: RefSeq, a predicted model, not a curated record